GUGCAUAGACAAGUCAGACUUCAUUUCGUGCAGGGGUGAUUCAGAGGCGGGUCAGCACUAGACUGUCUGUAACACUGCCGUCCGAUUUGUGCCUUACAGUUAGAAGACAGACAGGUGAAGAUGGCAGCAACAAGCGAGAUCGCCAUUCCACAGUGUGCAGAAGACAUCGCCCCCUGCUGGGUGCAGCAGGUACUGCAGAAGGACCUCCCGGGCAUCUCCAUCACGGACGUCCAUGUCAAGGGAUCUGUCAACCAAGGCGAGGGGUACACGAGCGAUAUCGUCGCUUUUGAUGCCGUGGGGAUCAGGAAUGGUGUGAGUCAGCGCUACAGUCUCGUCGCUAAGCUGACAGAUUUCGAGCGCCCGCUAACGAUAAUUAAAGAUUGGUCAAAGGACUUUCAGAUCAAAAUGGAGACGACUGAAGUCGAGUUUUAUUCCAAAGCGGUCCCCGACUUCCUCUCUGUGGCAGUCCCAAGCACGGAGAUCAAAUCGAAGCCAGGAAACGAAGAUAACGAAAAUCACCCUGCUGAUUCCUUCAAGUUCCUCCCAAAAUGCUACUUCGCCGCCACCGAUCCGAGCUCCAUGGUGUCCGUCAGGGUUAUGGAGAACCUGAAAAGUCAGGGCUUCUCCAUCAAAGCCAACCGCCAGCUGCUGAGCCGUGAGGAGAUGAUGCUUGCAGCCGGGGCGCUGGCGCAGCUGCACGGCCUGUCUCAUCGGCUGGAGCUCCGCGAGGGCGUCCCUCUUCCCGAGAAGUACGACUGGAUCAUGACCCAAUCAGAUAUUUCAGAUGAGAUGAUGGAUCGAGUAACCUACCAGUAUCAGAUCGCCGUGAAGGCAUUCGCCGCUGCCUUUCCUGACCAGGUCGAUCUUGUAGCUCGUCUGGAGAAGUUAGAAUUGAAGGAGCUCCUCCUAAAUGAGGGCCUGAGCUCGAGGCUAAAGGUUGUCAACCAUGCAGAAUGUUGGAUCAAUAACAUCAUGUUUAAGUACACUGAAAGUGUGCCCACUGAUGUAAAGCUUGUGGAUUGGCAGAGUCCAAGGUACCUGCCGCCGACCUAUGACCUGACCCUCCUGUUCCUUUGUAACACGAGUUGGGACGUCUUUCACAACCACAGGGACGCCAUCCUGGCUCACUACCACCACAAACUGAUGGAGACCCUGGAUCCAAACGAAUCCUCGGGCUUACAGAGCUACACACUGGACCAGCUGAAGGCAGACUUCAAAGCCGACUGUGUGGAAGCGGUGUGGGGCCGCAUAUUCCGUUUGAUGGUCCUUCCUGCGGGUCCAGAUCUGCUGAAGAUUCUCCAGGAGAUCCAGGAGUGGGGAGUUAUCUAAAUGUACACAUUUCUAGGGUUUUUUUUUUCUACAAAAAUUUAGCAUGAGGGAGCAGAUCGCAAGCAUGACGAGGGAGCGAAGCAACGUUAACCAAGUUUUUUAAU
Messenger RNA from Branchiostoma belcheri (Belcher's lancelet), 1433 nucleotides. RefSeq lists its product as uncharacterized. NCBI's taxonomy places the organism in Eukaryota, Metazoa, Chordata, Leptocardii, Amphioxiformes, Branchiostomatidae. The transcript has 4 exons. The coding region runs from base 121 to 1329 and encodes 402 amino acids. The record is from RefSeq and is a predicted model, not a curated record.